AAACCAAUCACAGGAGCGCUUACAGGGAUUUAAACCGUGUGUCGUCAUCCACCCGAAAUUCAAACUUUAGAAAGAAACGACAGAGGAACAACAGCGUUGCUGCAGUGAAGUCCACGUUUCAUUUAAGAGACCGUGUGAAAACCUGGAUAAAAUGGCGCAGUUCGGGUUUGAGAACGACAUCCACAGUAUCCUGAAGCUGGAUAUGCCCAUCACAAACGCUCCCAUGGCGAGGUGGCAGAGAAAGGCCAGCUCUUCAAACGCGUCUGCGCUAAACGGCCUGUCGCCUGGCAAGUCUGCCAAUGUGUCUCUUAGCACAUCAAAAACGCCCAGCAAAACACCAGGCAAAAAUAAAAAACAAACGCCCUCUAAGAUGGGAGGCGACCGCUUCAUACCCACCAGAAACACCAAACAAAUGGAUGUUGCAAGCUUUCUGCUUUCUAAGGAGAAUGAAGCAGUGGACACCAACGAUCUAAAUGCAGACAACCAAAAGGCCAUGUCGAUGUCACUUAACGGAUACAACAUAGAAGAUGCAAAGAUCCUGCAUCUUGGAGGGAAGCCUCUGAAUGCUCCAGAAGGCUUUCAAAACAACUUGAAAGUCCUUUAUAGUCAGAGUGCCACUCCCGCCUCUGCCAAAAAGACAAGGUACAUAUCUUCAACUCCUGAUAGAAUCUUGGAUGCUCCGGAGCUUCGGAAUGAUUUCUAUUUGAAUUUGCUUGACUGGAGCAGCCGCAAUGUUUUGGCUGUGGCGCUUCAUAACUGUGUGUACCUGUUGGAUGCCUCUCAAGGAGAAAUCACUCUUCUAAUGAAGCUGGAACGUGAAGAGGACUACAUCUGCUCACUGUCCUGGACCAAAGAGGGAAGCUACCUCGCUAUUGGAACCAGUGACUGCAAAACUCAGUUAUGGGAUGUUUACAACCAGAAGCGUCUACGCAGCAUGGCCAGCCACACGGCCAGAGUUGUGAGCCUGAGCUGGAAUGACCAUGUUCUCUCCAGUGGCUCAAGAUCAGGACACAUCCACCAUCAUGAUGUGAGGGUGGCUGACCACCACAUUUCGACGCUCAGUGGUCACUCACAGGAAGUGUGUGGGCUGCAGUGGUCCCCUGAUGGGCGAUACCUGGCCAGUGGGGGCAAUGACAACAUGGUGUACGUUUGGCCCCGUGUGCAGGAUGGCGGCGCCAACCAGCCUGUCCACUGCUGGAGUGAACAUCAAGGAGCUGUUAAGGCUUUGGCCUGGUGUCCUUGGCAGCCAAAUAUCCUGGCAUCUGGAGGUGGUACCAGUGACCGUCACAUUCGCAUCUGGAAUGUAAACAGUGGCUCCUGCAUCAGUUCGCUUGACACUCAGUCCCAGAUUUCUUCCCUGGUGUUUGCCCCAAACUACAAGGAGCUGGUCUCCGCCCAUGGAUAUGCCCACAACAAUGUUGUUAUCUGGAAGUACCCCUCUCUAACCAGGGUUGCAGAGCUCAGUGGUCACGAGGAUAGAGUUCUCAGUUUGAUUCUGAGCCCAGACUUUUCCACUGUGGCGACUGUUGCUGGAGACGAGACCAUCCGUCUGUGGAAGAGCUUUGAAGUGGAUCCUAUUAAGAAGAAGGCCAAAGACAGGCUGGCCAAUUCAACCAGCAGUGUCAUUCACCAGUCUAUCAGAUGAUGUGCUUUGUCCCAAGAAGAGACUUAUGGCUCAUUCAGUAUGAGUUAUGGACAAAUGUUUUAUGUUAACCACAUUAAAGAUAUCAACCCAGUGUUUUAGCUGUAACUGGCAACUCCCUGCUGCGUUGUAUCGGGCUGUUGGUCUCAAUUGAUCAUACAGGAUUAGUGUUUUUAAGCAGAAAGUGUAUAUAUGGCCUUGCUUUUUAUUUUGUUAUUUAUAAAGUGGCCUUGGUUUUAAAUAAAUGGUUUGAUUACCUAAUGUUUUGUAAGUUACUUGGCAUGUUCUAGUAAUUCACAUAUACCUUUUUUUUUUUUUUUAAAUGUGUUCCUUAUCGUAACACUUACCAAACCACAUAUUUUUGUUCUUGCCCAAAAUGAAGCUUAGCUGUGGCUUUGGGUUCAACUUCUGUUGUCAAUGUCUGAUCACUUGGAUCCUUGUAUACUCAGAAACCGCUGUGCUUUUUCUCCAAACCGACUUGCUGUGUUUAUAGAAUUCACUAGAGGUCAUCAUGUCUGAUGUUAAACCAACACCUGCUGCAGGUGUUCCCUGAAGUUUAAGGGGUGUCACUUGGAUUCAUUUUAAUAAAGCAUGGUCACUGAUUCUUUAAUGAACACAACCAGUUUUUUCUCAAGCCCAGCAUCUGAAGGAAGUAGUUUGACUAAUGUAAUUCACAAACAAAACUAAUGUAUUGUCUGACUGGUUUUGUUGUAAACUAUAACCUUUGUAGCUGAUUGCUUGUCAUCUAAAGCUGUCGGUCAAUAUUUAGGAUUUACAGGAAUUGAUAACUACUGCAGUGACCUUUUCUCUCCUCAUGGUUAAUUGACAUGUUUUUAUCAACCUCAGUACGUGUGUGGAUAGCAUGACUCAUAGGCAACAAUGUUGGAAUCUGAAACCAGGGGGCACAGAUAAAAUGAUAAUGAUCACUAUGUGAUGCUUGGUGUCUUGUUUUUGUGGCAGAUGAUCUGCAGUUCAUCUUGAACAAACCUGCGCCAUUGCAUUACAUUCAUGUUUUAAGUUCUCUAGCGAAGAUCCACAAAAUAAACAUUAAGGUUUUAAUAUACAUUAA
This is a messenger RNA of Eleginops maclovinus (Patagonian blennie), 2711 nucleotides long. It is a transcript of the gene cdc20, whose product is annotated as cell division cycle 20 homolog. Gene Ontology annotation, biological process: positive regulation of ubiquitin protein ligase activity; positive regulation of anaphase-promoting complex-dependent catabolic process; anaphase-promoting complex-dependent catabolic process. The transcript is spliced from 11 exons. Bases 152 to 1645 code for a protein of 497 amino acids. Lineage: Eukaryota; Metazoa; Chordata; Actinopteri; Perciformes; Eleginopidae. Gene Ontology annotation, cellular component: anaphase-promoting complex. Gene Ontology annotation, molecular function: protein binding; anaphase-promoting complex binding; ubiquitin ligase activator activity. The record is from RefSeq and is a predicted model, not a curated record.